Molecule: messenger RNA, 772 nt
Organism: Acomys russatus (golden spiny mouse)
Lineage: Eukaryota; Metazoa; Chordata; Mammalia; Rodentia; Muridae
Product: histone H1.0
Exons: 1
Coding region: 129-713 (194 amino acids)
Biological process (GO): negative regulation of DNA recombination; nucleosome assembly; chromosome condensation
Cellular component (GO): nucleosome; nucleus
Molecular function (GO): structural constituent of chromatin; double-stranded DNA binding; nucleosomal DNA binding
Source: RefSeq, a predicted model, not a curated record
GCCCGCGUCCCCGGCAGCCGCACCAGUCGAGCGGGAGAGCCGAUCCUAAGUCAGCUUCUGCCCAGCCUCCGGCGAGGGCUGGCCCUUCGGAAAGGCUCCUUGAACAGCGCGGGAGCAGGCCGGCCACCAUGACCGAGAACUCCACGUCCGCCCCUGCGGCGAAGCCCAAGCGGGCCAAGGCGGCCAAGAAGUCCACGGACCACCCCAAGUAUUCGGACAUGAUCGUGGCUGCCAUCCAGGCAGAGAAGAACCGCGCCGGCUCCUCGCGCCAGUCCAUCCAAAAGUACAUCAAGAGCCACUACAAGGUGGGUGAGAACGCCGACUCCCAGAUCAAGUUGUCCAUCAAGCGCCUGGUGACCACCGGUGUCCUCAAGCAAACCAAAGGGGUGGGCGCCUCGGGCUCCUUCAGGCUGGCCAAGGGCGACGAGCCCAAGAGGUCGGUGGCUUUCAAGAAGACCAAGAAGGAAGUCAAGAAAGUGGCCACGCCGAAGAAAGCAGCCAAGCCCAAGAAGGCUGCCUCCAAAGCCCCAAGCAAGAAGCCCAAAGCCACCCCGGUCAAGAAGGCCAAGAAGAAGCCGGCUGCCACGCCCAAGAAAGCCAAAAAGCCCAAGGUUGUCAAAGCCAAGCCAGUGAAGGCAUCCAAACCCAAGAAGGCCAAGCCCGUGAAGCCCAAAGCCAAGUCCAGUGCCAAGAGGGCCAGCAAGAAGAAGUGACCAUGCAGGCUCGGCUUGUGGACAUUCCUCCCUCCCUCCUGUCUUCUGUAAAUACGUUU